Messenger RNA from Closterium sp. Yama58-4, 3678 nucleotides. The record is from the annotation of a GenBank genome assembly. NCBI's taxonomy places the organism in Eukaryota, Viridiplantae, Streptophyta, Zygnematophyceae, Desmidiales, Closteriaceae.
AUGGAGGUCGCCCGUACCUCCUUGAUCCAUGCGGCUGCCCCCCACUUUCUGUGGCCGUUUGCGGUCCGGUACGCUGCGCAUCAGCUCAACCUCUGGCCCCGUGUCUCCUUGCCGGAGACCUCGCCCACACUGCUGUGGACGGGGGAGGUUGGCGAUGCGUCGCGUUUCCGGGUCUGGGGAUCUCGAGCUUUUGUCCGCGAUACGUCCGCGGACAAGCUCUCCACCCGCGCUGUUCCCUGUGUCUUCCUUGGCUUUGUCCCUGACGCGUCUGGUUGGCAGUUUUACCACGCCACCUCGCGCCGGGUCCUUGCCUCUCAGGACGUCACUUUUGACGAGUCCGUCCCCUACUACCGCCUCUUCCCCUACCGCACUGCCCCGCUCCCCCCCCCGCCUCUCUUCCUCGCGCCAGGUGCUGCUGUGGUAGACCCCCUCCCCCCUCAGGGUGCUGCUCCCUCAGGUGUGUCCCAGGUAGACCCGGUUGAGCCUGUUGAGGUAGCUGUUGACUCUCGUCCUGCUGGGGGUGCGGAGUCUGGGGGUGCUGAGCCUGGGGGUGCGGAGUCUGGGGGUGCUGAGCUUGGGGGUGCGGAGCCUGGGGGUGCGGAGUCUGGGGGUGCUGAGCCUGGGGGUGCUGAGCCUGGGGGUACUGAGCCUGGGGGUGCUGAGCCUGGGGGUGCUGAGCCGCGGAGUUCUGAGUCUGGGGGUGCUGAGCCUGGGAGUCCUACACCUGGAGGAGCUCUCUCCUCGGAGCAGCUGCGUGAGUGGUACUCAGAGUACUGCAGCCUCCGGAGAGGUGCCUCUGGAGCCAGGAGUACUACUGGGACUGGUGCUGGUGCCUCCCCUCCUCAGCGGGAGCUGCCCUCUCUUGAGCGGAUCCGUGAGUGGUACGAGCGGCGCUGCACUCUCCGGAGUGGCGCGCCUGGUGUCGCGGACCCUGGUGCUGGAGGUGCUGCUGCUGGUGCUGGAGGCUCUCCUGGUGCUGCUGGUGUCGCGGACCCGGGAGUUGGCGCUGCUGCUAGUCCUGCGGACCCUGGUGCUGGAGCUCCUGCUAGUGAUGCGGACCCUGGAGUUGGAGCCGCUGCUGGUGCUGCGGACCCUGGAGUUGGAGCUGCUGCUGGUGCUGCGGACCCUGACGUUGGAGCUGCUGCUGGUGCUGCGGACCCUGGAGUUGGAGCUGCUGCUGGUGCUGCGGACCCUGCCGUUGGAGCUGCUGCUGGUGCUGCCGACCCUGGAGUUGGAGCUGCUGCUGGUGCUGCGGACCCUGACGUUGGAGCUGCUGCUGGUGCUGCGGACCCUGGAGUUGGGGCUACUUCUGGUGCUGAGGACCCUGGAGCUGGCGCUGCUGGAGCUGCUGCGGGUGCUGGUGGUGUCUCUACUGGUUCUGGAGUCGCUGCGCGGCCCCGGCCGUACUUCGUUCCGCUCCUUCAGCAGGUUCUUGGUCAGCCUCCUCCUCCUUGUCCUGCUCCCUCCUUAGAGUGUCCACCGCCUGUCCAGUCACAGUCACGGUUACCGCCUGCCUCGCUGCUCUCUGGUCCUUCUCCUUACACUGGUCCCACAGGAGGUCUUACGGAGCGUCGUGAGCCUGAGUCUCGUCCUGUGUCGCCUACGUCUCACUCUGCGUCGCCUGUUCGUGCUGCUCGCACUGGUCGUCGUGUCCCGCGUGAGCGUCCUCCUCCUGUCCCUGGCACUCACUACAUGACUCUGCGUCCCUCCACUGCUCCUCAGCGUGUCCCUCUGCCGUCUCCUCUUGCGUCCUCUCUUCCUACUCUUGCUGACCCGGAGUCUGACUCCCUUCGUGCUGCCCGUCCUACUGUCACGCGUCUCCUCGCUACUGUUGUCACUGACCCUACCUUUGAGUCCUCUGCUGCGUCUUCUCUGGUCGCUGAGUUAGUUGACUUUGCUGCCGCUUGUCGUCUAGACUACGCCGCUAGCCUUGUUGCUGAGUCUGAGUCUGUCUGUCCUCCGUCUGUCGGGGGUGAGUGUGCUCUUGGCACGGACGUCCUUGAGGACAGGCAGGAGGAGUUCCAGUGCUUUGCUGCUGCUUUGCCUCAUCUCGUGUCCAUGCUAGUUGCCCCUGAGGGAGACCCGGAUGCACCAGACAUCCCGACCCCGCGCUCUUACGCAGAGGCGAUAGCGGGUCCCUACUCCUCUCAGUGGCAGACAGCCAUGGACGCAGAGAUGGCUUCCUGGAAGUCCACAGGCACCUACGUCGACGCAGUUCCCCCACCAGGGGCGAACAUCGUCAGUGGCAUGUGGAUUUUCAGGGUGAAGCGGCCGCCGGGUUCUCCGCCUGUCUUCAAGGCGCGUUACGUUGCUCGAGGCUUCAGUCAGCGUGAGGGAGUCGACUUCUUCCAGACCUUCUCCCCCACCCCGAAGAUGACCACUCUUCGGGUGCUGCUACACAUAGCCGCUCAGCGCGACUACGAGCUUCACUCUCUUGACUUCAGCACUGCUUUCUUGCAGGGUAGCCUGCACGAGGAGAUCUGGCUGCGCCGCCCUCCUGGCUUCACUGGGUCGUUUCCUCCUGGUACCCAGUGGAGCCUCCGGCGGCCGGUCUACGGUCUCCGCCAGGCACCACGUGAGUGGCACGACACAUUGAGGACGACACUUGCGGCACUUGGGUUCGCGCCUUCUACUGCUGACCUGUCGCUGUUUCUGCGCACAGACACUUCGCUGCCGCCGUUCUACAUCCUCGUGUACGUCGACGACUUGGUCUUUGCCACUGCUGACACUGAGGCUCUCGCCCACGUGAAGUCGGAGCUGCAGAAGAGACACACGUGCACAGACCUGGGUGAACUGACAAGCUAUCUUGGCUUGCGGAUCACCCGGGACAGAGCACGGCGCACCAUUACCUUGACUCAGUCAUACAUGGUGCAGCAGGUCCUUCAGCGCUUCGGCUUCACGUACUCCUCGCCUCAGUCCACUCCUCUGCCUACCGGUCACUCGCUCUCAGCUCUGCCUUCGGAUGAGUCCGUAGAGCCGAGUGGCCCGUAUCCAGAGCUUGUGGGCUGCCUCAUAUACCUGAUGACCUGCACUCGACCUGACCUUGCAUACCCUCUUAGCAUCCUUGCACGCUAUGUCGCUCCUGGCCGUCACCGGAAGGAGCACAUGGAUGCCGCUAAGAGGGUGUUGCGCUACUUGUGCAGUACGUCGGGCAUGGGGCUAGUGCUUGGAGGGCGAGACCGAGUUGUUCUCACUGGGCACUCAGACGCUUCUUGGGCAGACGACCAGGCCACUCAGCGGUCGUCUCAGGGUUACACCUUCAGCCUUGGCUCCGGUUCAGUUUCUUGGCGUUCUACACGUUCUUCUUCUGUUCUCAGCUCCAGUUGUGAGGCUGAGAUCUACGCCACAGCCAUGGCAGCCCAGGAGCUACGCUGGCUCACCUACCUGCUGACCGACUUGGGAGAGCGGCCUCGUUCUCCUCCAGUGCUGUACGUCGACAACAAGGCUGCCAUUGCCUUGUGUGAGGAGCACAGACUGGAGCAAAGAACGAAGCACAUCGCUCUGCGGUACUUUCUGGCUCGAGAGCUGCAGCAGCGUGGUCAGCUUUGUCUGCGUUACGUGGCCACUCAGGCCAACACUGCUGACGUGUUCACCAAGGCGCUUCAGCCUUGUGACCAUCAGCGCUUCUGUACUCUUCUAGGCCUUGUGCCUACUGGACCUCACUUGCUUACUUCUUGA